CUGAACAGCAGGUAGCAAGUAUUUCGUAACUGGUGUACUCAUUUCAAAAUAUCAAGUUUAACCUCGUUAAUUAUGAUAAGUAACGGAAGAAACCAGAAGAGAAUUCGCUGACAAUGCUUCUGAACUGCUACUUCCUGUAAUGGCAAACUCUCAUUUUAGUAAAAUUGACGAGUACGGAUUUGAGCGUCCUGAUGACUUCGAUUAUGAAACUUAUGAAGAAUUUAUGUCCCAUUAUCUUGUCGUCCUGGCAAGGAGGGCAAAGAAAUGGGCAGACCUGGUAGGCGAAGGGAGGUCGUUGAAAAGGAAUUUGACAGUUAAACGCUAUGUGCGAAAAGGAAUUCCAAGUGAAUAUAGAGGCAAGGUAUGGCUAACUGUAAGUGGUGCAGAGAAAAUGAAAGACGAUUCAGGUCCCAACUAUUAUCUUCAGUUGCUUUCUGGUGAUAUAGAUCAAGAUAUUGUUGACAUUGUGAAGACCGAUCUGCCCAGGACAUACCCAGAUAACAUAUUCUUCAAUGCUGCUGCAGACCAUCAGAGGCAGCUCUGUAAUAUAUUAGUUGCCUAUGCACAUGACAACAAAGAAGUUGGAUACUGUCAGGGUCUGAAUUAUAUUGCAGGUUUACUUUUGCUUGUCACCAAGGAUGAGGAAACAACUUUCUGGUUAUUGAAAGUACUUGUUGAGAAAACACUGCCGAAAUAUUACACGAGGACUAUGGAGGGUGUGAUAACUGACAUAGCAGUACUGGAAGAACUUGUAAGGCUAAAAAUACCAGAUGUACACAAACAUGUCCAGGAUGUCGGCUUACCAUGGGCUGUGAUAACAACAAAAUGGUUUAUCUGUCUCUUUGCAGAAGUUCUGCCAAUAGAAACUGUGCUGAGGAUAUGGGAUUGUCUUUUUUAUGAAGGGUCCAAGAUAAUAUUCAGAGUGUGUCUAACACUUAUUAAGAGAAAUCGAAGCAGUCUCCUUGAAAGCACUGACUUUGCUACACUGGCGGAGUGUUUCAAGAAUAUUACUAAGGAUUCGUUAGUCAUUCAAUGCCAUGACUUUAUGGAGAGCAUAUUCAAGACACCAGGUUCACUUCCGGCCACAACAAUCAGUAGACUACGUGAACAACAUUCACAACAAAAAGAAACAAGGAAGCAAACUGAAGUGCUAAGAUGAAAGUAAUGCUGAUUGCAUGGUAUUACCUCAGAAAAUCAGCUGUCAAGUUCCUGAAUUAGAUGCUACCUGUUGAAUCAGGCAGAAUGAAUUAAGAGUUCAUGUUGAUUCUCAGUAAUGUUACAAAAUGUGUAGCAUUUGCAUUUUAAGUCUUUGUUACUAUUGAUGAGAUACAAUAAUUACAGCACGUUCUUUUUUCAUUCAUGAGCACUGGCUUCAGAUGAAAUUUAUUAGUUUUCGUACAGGUAUAAUAUGAGUUAAUCAUGAGUCACAUUUAUGAAAUUAUAUAUGUGUGUGUGUGUGUGUGUGUGUGUAUAGUGUCUUCUUUUUGUAUGUGAACAGGUGUAGCUUAGACCUUAUUGUUGACAUAAUAGUCUCUGUAAACUUACAUAACUUGCAAAACAUGACAAGGAAAUCAAACUGUUUAGUUCAGUAAUAAUGUAUUGUAUAGUAUUUAUUUUUGUGGGUUAAGAGGCAUGCACAUUGUGAUUUUUCCCAUACUUUGUGGAUUUACUCAUUUCAUAAUUUCCUUCUAAUUUAUUUAAUUAUAGCAUUUCUGAAAUGUUUUGUUACCCAGAAAAAUCCUUUGUACAAAUGUAUAGUUAUAAUUGAAAUACACAUCAAUCUUGUGAAGAUUGUAAGGAAUGAUAGUGACUUGUUGUACUAUGUAGUUUCCUGGGGUAAAAUAUUUCUUCUAUUGUAUUUAAAUGUGGUUGCUCUAGUUAAUUUUUGAAUCAUGGCCAUCAAAGUAUGAGCCAUUAUAAGGCAGCUUUAUUGUCAUACAAAACUCAUUUUGGCAAAACAGAAAUUUUUCAAGAUAAUUUAUCCUGAUAAUCUGGCCUACUAGACUACCACUUGUGAUUGGCUAUAGUCACACAAUCAUUGUAGAUCCAUGCCUUGGUGGGUCAUCUGUAU
Schistocerca nitens (vagrant locust) is the source of this 2071-nucleotide messenger RNA. RefSeq names its product growth hormone-regulated TBC protein 1-A. The transcript is spliced from 7 exons. The coding region runs from base 140 to 1159 and encodes 339 amino acids. The record is from RefSeq and is a predicted model, not a curated record. NCBI's taxonomy places the organism in Eukaryota, Metazoa, Arthropoda, Insecta, Orthoptera, Acrididae.